Messenger RNA from Miscanthus lutarioriparius, 801 nucleotides. The record is from the annotation of a GenBank genome assembly. NCBI's taxonomy places the organism in Eukaryota, Viridiplantae, Streptophyta, Magnoliopsida, Poales, Poaceae.
AUGGCUUCUGCCGGGUUGGCUGGGGUGAGCGGUGCGGCUUGCCCUCUCAUGAGGCUCGUCACUAUGAGCAGCGUGCCGAUCCUGCAGCAGCUGCACCUGGAGGAGCGGCUCCUGCGCUGCACGCCAGACAACUGGUGCAUCAUCAAUGACAGCACGGCCCCUGCUACCAUUGUCAUGGGUGUGUCUGGGAGAGUUUCAGAGCUUGUCGAGAUACAGCCUGUCCUUCGGGACCAGGUGCCAGUCGUGAGGAGGUUCAGUGGAGGUGGCACCGUCAUUGUUGAUCAGGGAACGGUGUUUGUGACUUUCAUUUGCAACAAGAAUGCCGUUACUGGGCUGCAGCCCUUUCCACGGGACAUCAUGUCAUGGAGUGGUCAGCUAUAUGGCAAAGUUUUUGACAGAUUUGGCGAAUUUCAUCUACGUGAGAAUGACUAUGCAUUUAGUCAUCGAAAAUUUGGCGGAAAUGCUCAGUCAAUAACAAAAAAUCGUUGGGUUCAUCACACAUCGUUCUUGUGGGAUUAUGAUGUGAAAAAUAUGGAUUAUCUCAAAAUCCCAAAGCGUGCACCUGAAUAUCGACUGGCAAGAAACCACACAGAUUUCUUGUGCCGCAUGAAGGAGUAUAUACCUUCGCGGUCAGUUUUCACCGAUGGGGUCAUUGCGGCCCUGGGAGAACACUUCUCAGUUCAGCCCAUGGAUCUACAAGCAAUUCUUUCCAGUCAUGAAGAAUUCGUGCCUUCUACAAAGCUGGUGUCACAACAAGACCUAGAGGAAAUUGUUUCCUCCAAAGAAUCCUUCAGAGUGUAG